CUUGGUGCCCGGCUUCCUUCUGCAACAGGCGUGGGUCACGGGCUCGCUCGCUCUCUUUCUGCCGCCAUCUUGGUUCCGUGUUCUCCGCACAAAAUGCCCGGUGAAGCCACAGAAACCGUCCCUGCUACAGAGCAGGAGUUGCCACAGCCUCAGGCUGAGACAGCUGUGCUUCCUAUGUCUUCAGCCUUGAAUGUUACUGCUGCUCUAGGGCAGCCUGGACCUCCUGCUCCCUCCUCCCUUGCCCCCCAGCAAAGCCCUGUAGCGACUGCUCAUCAGCCUUCCCCACUCCCUUCUGCUGUUUCUUCAGCCCCCUUUGAAGUUCCUUUUGCCCAGCCCAUAACAGCUGAAACUGCUCUGCCCUCAGGAACCGCCCCUCCCACCCCAACUUUCCUGCCACAUCUGAUAGGGCCUCCCAUCUCCCCAGCUGCCUUAGCUUUGGCCUCUCCCAUGAUAGGUCCAGCUCAGAAAGGUGCCCGUUCCUCCUCGGCUCCCUUGUCUCUGGUUGCGGUGGCUCCUCACUCAGUUCAGAAGAGCUCUGUGUGUCCCCCUCACCCUCUCACCUCACCUCUAUCAGCUGCUGGAGCAGAGUCAGGGGCAUUGACAUCUAUGACAGCUUCCAUCCCUCCCUUAGAACCAAAGGCUUCUUCUACCAGUCAAGUUCCCUCUCAGGGAACCCCGAAUCUAAAAGGCACUACCCCACGUCCUCCAGAUGUAGUCAGUGCUUUUCCUUCCCACCUUGAAACCCCCCUGGCGUCAGCUCAGCUUGGUUUAACUUCCUGUCCUCAAACACUACCCAUCACUUCCCCAGUGAAAGGUGUCCCCAUUUCCUCAGCUUUAACACAAAGUCUGCUAAACCUUAACCUGAAAGGAGGACCUGUUAGUAUACCUGCUCAGAACACUGUAACUUCCAGCAUCCCCCCAGCACCCUCUGCUUCUUUUGGUCUUCCACCUCUACAUCACAGUUCUGUGGAUUCUCCUAUCCAGCCUCCAGGUCAGUCAGGUCUUGCAGUGAAUAAUACCAUUUCUGUAGAGCAUUCUAUUGCAGCCUCUUACCCAUCUCAGCCGUCUGUAGUCUCUACCGUUCUUUCCAGACAUGAGCCAGCUGCUGAUUCUGUGGCAGCUCCAUCUGUUGACAAAGGCUCCUCUGCUGUUACUAAUGAAGUUUGCAGCCCUCCUGGCUCUUCAUUGUCUCCUACAGCCUCUCUCAUUCCCAAAGGUUCUCAUGCUGCUCUGCAGCCUUUGGUGACUCAAGUUCCUGCUUCUCAAAAAACUGGCUUAAAAGAAACUCCUGCCUCCUGUAUUGGAGCCAUCUACCCUGCGCUUGAUAACCCUUCUACCAUUUCUGUAGCACCUGCCACUCAUGUGUCUCCUCCAGCUUCAUCAGGUCUUGUGAGUAGUAAAGACCCAGUUUCCCCUGUUACUUCACUUGUACCUGCUGCUCACAAGCCGUUUCCUGCUCCUCUGGUAUCAACUAGUCUAGGGGUGUCUCCUCUGCCAGCCACUGAAGGCCUUAAAAGUCUUCCCAUUUCAGUAUUGGUGAAUGUAGGAGCCCCUGUUUCUCCAGCCCAGGCAGGGCUCCCUACCAGAAAAGACACUACUCUACCACCUAUGGCACUUACAGAGUCUUCCUCUUCUCAGAGGGCAUCAUCUUUGGAGGUGCUGUCAGAAGACACUGUGGCAAGGAAGGCUGCAGGAGGACCUGCCCCUGUAGUACAGCCAGCCAUUGCUGUUGGUCAGCCUCUCAAAAGUUCUGUCGCUGCCUCAGCAGUAGCUCCAUUUCUGUCAGAACCUUGUGGUUCUAAAGGGCUGGCUCCUGGACCUGCCAAAGAGACCUUUCCUUCUACCACUUCACCCGGGGUUCCCUUAGCCUCUGAAGGCUGUCCUGUGGCUCCUUCUAUGGCUUCGUUCCCCCAGAAUGCUUCUGUUUCUGUGAGUACUUUGGCAUUGUCCCCUGAAAUUCCCAAGUCUGUACCCUUUCCUGCUUCUCCCUCAGCUGGGAUUUCUUUUUCUGGUGCAAGGAAAGUUGAUGUUGUCUCUCAUAUGGAGUCUUCGGACUCCUCUCGUGAAGGGUGCCAAGAUGCUUCUGUGUCUUCUAAAGAAACUAUGGUUUGUCUAGCUAACUCCUCAUCUUCUUUAGACACUAGUGUGUCUCCUCAGACUGAACAGCCUGCAUCCAAGAAGGGUUCUGCUCUCCCAGAUGUUUCUCCUCAAAGUGUUUCACCUCUUUGUCCACUUGAGGCUUCUUUCCUUCCAGAGGCAGGUCUGUCUUUUCAAGGCCCUAAAAGCUCACUUAAUAAGCUUUCUCCCAUUUCUCCAUCCUCCAAAGGGGCCCCUAUUCCUUCAACUGUGGCUCCUCCCUCCCCUAAAGGGGCCCCUAUUGUUCCAACAGAAACUUCUGUCUCCUCCAAAAAGGUCCCAGCAGAAAUUCUUCCUUCUCCCCAAAAGACCCCAGAAGCUACAGCUUCCAGGCUGAUCUCAGCAGUCCAGUCUCCUAAAGUGGACCCUAUUGUAUCAGAUGUGACUCCUACCUCUCCCAAAAAGAUUCCAGUAGCUGCAGUCCCCAAAGACACUUCAGCAACCCUGUCUCUUAAAAGUGUCCCAGCUGUGACGUCUCUGUCUCCCCCAAAGGCCUCUGUGGCCCCAUCUCCUAAUGAACCCUGCGUUGCUCCUACUGAGAGUCCCACCUCCCUCAAAAAUGCCCUAGCAACUGCAACCCUCAAAGAGAGUUUAGCAAAUUCAACUUCCAAAGUUGCCUCUACUGCCCCAGCUGUGACUUCUCUUUCCCCACAAAAGACUUCAAAAUCUAUAUCCCUUAAGGGUGCCCCAGCUACAACCUCUAAAAAGGGGACAGAAAUUGUAGCCUCCAAAGAAGCCUCAACAUCCCAGUUUCCUAAAGAGGUCCCUUUUCUACCACAUGUGGCUCCUGCCUCCCCACCAAAGUCCCCAAUGAGUGACACACUCAGUGGGGCUCUAACAAGCCCAUCCCCCAAAGGUGCCCCUGCCACCCUAGCUGAGAAUCCUACCUGUCCUAAAAAGUCCCCCAAAACUGCAGCCCCCAAAGAAACUCCAGCAACUCCAUCUCCUGAAGGGGUCACAGCUAUACCACUGGAGACUCCUCCUUCUCCCAAAAAGUCCCCUAAAACUGCAGCCCCCAAAGAAAGUUCACCAACCUCAUCUUCCAAAAGGACUCCUAAGGCUGCAGUUUCCAAAGAAAUUCCUUCUAAAGGAGUCACAGCUGUGCCAUUGGAGACUUCUCCACCUCUAAAAGACACCUCCAAAAGUGCAGCACCUGGUGAAAAGUCAGCCUCAUCCCCCAAAGGGUCCCUUAAAACUGUAGCCCCCAAAGAAACUCCACCUGAAGGGGUCACAGCUGUGCCUCUGGAGGUUUCUCUGCCUCUAAAAGAGGUGCCCCAAAAUGCAACCCCUAAUGAAAAUUCAGCAGCCUCAUCCCAAAAAAAGUCCCUCAAAACUGCAGGCCCCAAAGAAACUCCACCUGGAGGGGUCACAGCUGUGCCACUGGAGAUUCCUCCUUCCCCCAAAAAGGCCCCCAAAACUGCAGUCUCUAAACAGGUUCCUGUAACCCCAUCUCCCAAAGAUGCCUUUACUACCCUAGCUGAAACUCCUCCCUCUCCCAAAAAGGCACCUAAAACUGCGGCCCCCAAAGAAGCUCUGGCAACCCCAUCUGUGGGGGGUACAGCUGUAUCAGUAGAGAUUUCUCCCCCAAAAAAGACCUCAAAAACUGCAGCCCCCAAAGAAAAUUUAACAACCUCAUCCCCAAAAAGAUCCUCCAAAACUGCAACCCACAAAGAAAAUUCAACUUCAUCCCCAAAAAGGUCCCCCCAAACUGCAGUCCCCAAAAAAACUCCAACCACAUCUUCUGAGGGGGUUACAGCUAUGCCACUGGAGAUUCCUCCUUCCCCUCCUACUCCAGCCUCCAAACAGGUUCCUGUGACCCCAUCUCCCAAAGGUGCCCCUAAUAGCCUAGCUGAGAGUCCUGCCUCCCCUAAAAAGGCCCCUAAAACCGCAGCCCCCAAAGAAACCUCAACAACUCCAUCCCCCCAAAAAAUUCCCAAAGUGAUAGGUCCCAAAGAGGCUCCAGCAACUUCACCUUCCAAAAAGGCCCCAAAAAAUGCCAUCCCCAAAGAAACUUCAGCACCUUCUGAGGGGGUCACAGCCAUACCACUGGAGAUUCCUCCCUCCCCCAGAAAGUCCCCUAAAACUGCAGCCCCCAAAGAAACUCCAGCCCCGUCUCCUGAAGGGGUCACCACUGCACCAGUGCAGAUUCCUCCCUCUCCCAGGAAGGGGCCUAAGACAGCAGGCUCCAAAGAAACACCCACAACCCCAUCUCCUGAAGGGGUUACAGCUGUGCCACUAGAAAUUCCCUUAUCUUCUAAAAAGACUCCCAAAAUGGCAAGUCUCAAAGAAACACUAGUAGCCCCAUCUUCCAAAAAGCUCUCCCAAACUGCAGGCUCCAAAGAAACUCCACCUGGAGGGGUCACAGCUGUGCCACUGGAGAUUGCUCCUUCCCCCAAAAAGGCUUCCAAAACUGUAGACCCUAAACAGGUUCCUCUAACCCCAUCUCCUAAAGAUGCCCCUACUACUCUAGCUGAAAGUCCUCCCUCCCCCAAAAAGGCACCCAAAACUGCAGCCCCACCCUCUGAAAGGGUCACUGCUGCAUCACCAGAGAAGCCUGCCACCCCACAGAAGGUUUCAGCAACUGCAGCCUCCAAAGUGCCUGUCCCUGCUGAGACACAAGAAGUUGCUAUCUCCCCCAGGGAGACUCCAGUAACCCCAACUGCACCCCCAGUCAAGAAUCCUUCCUCCCAUAAAAAGACCCCAAAGACUGCAGAUCUCAAAGAAGCUCCAGCGACCCUCCCUCCCUCCCCAACAAAGAGCCCCAAAAAGGCACCAAAAACUUCAGCCUCUAAAGAGUUUCCAGCAAGCCCUUCUGUUAAAGCUGUCACCACCUCAGUGGCACAGACAGCUCCCUGUCUGCAAAAGGCCCCAUCAGCUACAGUCCCCAAGGAGAACUUAGCUGCCCCAACUCCUACAAAUGCUGCCACUACCCUAGCUGCCACUUCCCUCUCCCCAACUCCCCCAGUCAAGAUUUCUCCCUCCAAAAAGACCCCAGCUGCUGCAGCUCCUCAGACAGCUCCAAAAGAGGCCACAGCAGACCCAUCUUGUAAAAAGGCUCCAGCCACUGAGACCUCCAGUGAAACUUCAACAACUCCAUCUCUCAAAGGGGUCCCCAAGGAGACCUCAGAAACCUCAGUGUCCACAGUCAACUCUUCCCCUCCUAAAAAGGCCCCGUCCUCCAAAAGGGCCCCUACUCUCCCAGCUAAGACUCUUCUCUCUGUUGAAGAGGCCUCUGCUCUCUCAUCCACAAAAAACUCCCAUGCUUCCUCAGUACCCUCUGCUUGUAGCACAGGAGCUACAACCCCUCAGGCAUCUGAAAAGCUCCCAGCAAAGAAUGAUCCUACUGCUCUCACAGAAGUGCCUUCUGUACCUGCUCCAGAAAGUGCUUUGGUCAUCACUGCUCCCAUUCAGAAAGGCUCAAGAGCCAAGAACAAUUCUGCUUCACCUCCCAAGUGCCCAGAUCCCUCCGCUAAGAAAGACGCAAAGGGCCUCCUUUCUGCAGUAGCUCCAGCCCCUCAAACAGUCCCUGUUGAAAAAGACUCUUUAAAAACUAUAGAAGCUCUGCCUGUCUGCCCUGCAAAAGGCAGUGACCGUCUUCAUCCCCCAAAGGGUCCUGUGGAAUCUCAGGUAGCUGCUACUCUGGCAGCAUUUACCUCUGACAAAGUCCUUCCCGAAGCUGUGUCUGCAUCUGUGGCUCCAAAGCCUACCCCAGCAGUUUCCCUGACUCCUGCUCCCUCCCCAGUUCCCCCUCUGCCUCCUAAACAGCCAUUUCUUCAGUCCACACCUGGGUCAGUGCUGGAGUCACCCUCUAAGCUCCCAGUCCCUGCAGAUGAGGAUGAGCUGCCGCCUCUGAUUCCCCCGGAAGCAGUCUCUGGGGGAGUGCCUUUCCAGCCGAUCCUCGUCAACAUGCCCACCCCUAAACCUGCUGGGAUCCCUGCCCCAGCCCCCUCUGCCAAGCAGCCUAUUCUGAAGAACAACAAGGGGUCAGGAACAGAGUCUGACAGUGAUGAAUCCGUGCCGGAGCUCGAAGAACAAGAUUCCACACAGACAGCCACACAACAGGCCCAGCUGGCAGCUGCAGCUGAGAUCGACGAAGAGCCUGUUAGUAAAGCCAAGCAGAGUCGGAGUGAGAAGAAGGCGAGGAAGGCUAUGUCCAAACUGGGUCUUCGACAGGUUACAGGGGUUACAAGAGUCACUAUCCGGAAGUCUAAAAAUAUCCUCUUUGUCAUCACAAAGCCGGAUGUCUAUAAGAGCCCAGCUUCAGAUACCUACAUAGUGUUUGGGGAAGCCAAGAUUGAAGAUUUGUCUCAGCAAGCACAGUUAGCAGCUGCUGAGAAAUUCAAAGUUCAAGGUGAAGCUGUUUCAAACAUUCAAGAAAACACUCAGACUCCAACUGUCCAAGAGGAGAGUGAGGAAGAGGAGGUUGAUGAAACGGGUGUGGAAGUUAAGGACAUAGAAUUGGUCAUGUCACAAGCAAAUGUAUCAAGAGCAAAGGCUGUCCGCGCCCUGAAAAACAACAGUAACGAUAUUGUAAAUGCUAUUAUGGAAUUAACAAUGUAACUAUUUGACACCAAGGACACCCCCCUCCUCCUCUUUCCCCCCUUUUUGGUGUUUGAAAAGUGGAACUACAGCUUGGUUUAAAAUUUGUACUGUUUCUAUCACUAAUAAAAGUUGUGGCUUCUUGUUGGAUGGAC
This is a messenger RNA of Arvicanthis niloticus (Nile rat), 6830 nucleotides long. The record is from RefSeq and is a predicted model, not a curated record. Lineage: Eukaryota; Metazoa; Chordata; Mammalia; Rodentia; Muridae.